Messenger RNA from Alosa sapidissima (American shad), 2903 nucleotides. RefSeq names its product gamma-aminobutyric acid receptor subunit gamma-3-like. The transcript has 9 exons. Gene Ontology annotation, molecular function: benzodiazepine receptor activity; GABA-gated chloride ion channel activity; GABA-A receptor activity. Gene Ontology annotation, biological process: nervous system process; monoatomic ion transmembrane transport; synaptic transmission, GABAergic. Lineage: Eukaryota; Metazoa; Chordata; Actinopteri; Clupeiformes; Clupeidae. Gene Ontology annotation, cellular component: synapse; dendrite membrane; neuron projection. The coding region runs from base 185 to 1579 and encodes 464 amino acids. The record is from RefSeq and is a predicted model, not a curated record.
GUUUCAGAUUUAUUGCUGGAUUUAAAAAGUCUUUGAUGGAAAUCCCUUUGACGCAAAGAGGAGAAAUGGUGAAUUAGGUGUUGCUGGAGGAACGUGUUAGCGUCUAGAGCGCAGCUCCGUUUCGAGCGACUCCUGUGGAUUGUGUCUGGUUGUUUCUCACUGUUGAUUUGGCCGCCGUGUAAACAUGUUGAGCAAAUUCUUGAUAUGUGCCAUACUUCUGUCAGUGGAACAUAGCCGUUGCAGAGCAGUUGAAUAUGAUGAAGAAUAUGAGGACGUUACUGUCAAUCAAAUGCUUGCUCCAAGAAGUCAGGAGACAGACGCAACUCUGAUACUUAAUAAUUUACUGAAAGAAUAUGACAAGAAUCUUCGGCCAGAUAUCGGGGGUAAGCCAACAAUGGUUGAUGUUGACAUAUAUGUGAACAGUAUAGGACCAGUUUCAUCAAUUGAUAUGGAGUACCAAAUUGACAUCAUAUUCGCCCAGGCGUGGACAGACACGCGUUUGAGGUACAACAGCACCAUGAAACUACUGACCCUCACCAGCAACAUGGUCGGACUUAUAUGGAUACCGGACACCAUCUUCCGCAACUCCAAACGCGCUGAAGCUCACUGGAUCACCACUCCCAAUCAACUCUUAAGGAUAUCAAACGAUGGUCGGAUACUGUACACACUGAGGAUGACCAUCAAUGCGGAAUGCCAGCUGCAGCUGCACAACUUCCCCAUGGACGAGCACUCCUGCCCCCUCAGCUUCUCCAGCUACGGUUACCCUCGAGAGGAGGUGAUUUACAAAUGGAAGAGGAACUCAAUUGAGCUCUCUGACCAGAAGUCCUGGCGCCUCUACCAGUUUGAUUUCACAGGCCUCAGGAACACAUCAGACAUCAUGACAACAACAGCAGGCGAUUAUGUGGUGAUGACAGUCUACUUUGAGCUAAGUCGACGCAUGGGCUACUUUACCAUCCAGACCUACAUUCCCUGCAUCCUAACGGUCGUCCUCUCCUGGGUGUCCUUCUGGAUCAAUAAGGACGCCGCUCCCGCAAGAACAGCCCUGGGAAUCACUACUGUACUGACCAUGACGACAUUGAGCACAGUGGCGAGGACGUCCCUUCCCCGUGUCUCCUACGUCACGGCCAUGGACCUCUUUGUGACCGUCUGCUUCCUGUUCGUGUUCGCCUCGCUGAUGGAGUACGCCUUCCUCAACUACUACUGCUACCGCGCCCAGAAGCCAAAGUUAGGAACCAAGUCUGAGAGGCCGGUGAGCGAGGAAGCACUGAGCUCCAAAAGAAGCCUAGAUGCCUACUCUUCGCUCAGCCUCAACCCAUCCCUGAGUUGUUCGCCGACGGUCAUCACCCUUAACAACUCCAUGUACUGGCAGGAGUAUGAUGACACCUGCCUUUACGAGUGCCUGGACGGUAAGGACUGCAAGAGCUUCUUCUGCUGCUAUGAGGAGUGCAAGGACGGGGACUGGCGCAAGGGACGCAUCCACAUCGACAUCAACGAGCUUGACUCCUACUCCCGCGUCUUCUUCCCCACCUCAUUUAUACUGUUCAAUAUUGUCUACUGGGUGGGUUACCUCUAUCUUUAGAGACUAGAUAAUGAUUUCAACAACCCCCCCCCCCCCCCCCCCACACACACACACACACACCCGUAUUGAUUUGGAUUUCAAAAAGGAAGAAACUGUGAUCCCACUGAGGACCCAUGAAACCUGAGCGUACUCUUUAUUUAUUCAAAGUGUUAUUUAUUUAUUUGUAACUUGAUUUCUCAAACCAGACCUUGAUAUGAGAUCCUGGGUACCCGGAUUACCUAUUGGUGUAGACCUUACCCCUACACCAUUCCUGUGACUGUUGAGAAAAUUAUCUCUUAGUAAGAAGCCCACCCCUCCACCCCCCACAUCUGUCGUCUCUGUCAACACCUAGUCUGGGGCAAGGUUCUCACCCACUUGUCUCUCAAACAUCUGCUUCACUCAACACACAUUUAUCUCUGCAAAAUGCAUAGUGCCUUCUUCAAGGAGCUGACUUACGUAUCAGGAGAUGGAACUGGACUCUGAAUAUUAGUGUAACAGGUUGGUAACGGUCUCAGAAGGACGCCAGAGUCCGAUGUGAACUGAGAGUGACAUGUCAAUGCUUAAAGGUACACACCGAGCGUGUCUGCCACUCUGAUCAUAGACCGCUCUUUUAGCAAUCAUAUCCUUCUCUGUCUCCCACGGUGUAGUUACUACGUCCAGAAAGAUAAUUGUUUGUUCUUUGAUUACCUGCACUAAUGAGCAAUUAUGUAACUUUCAAUGGUAAUGAUGGGUUGUGUUCAUUGUAAUAUGCAAAAGUAAAAGGUCCUUAGAAAUCUUGUAUUAGUUGGAGAUCUUCAUCAUUUCCACAACAGUAUGAUCCAGAUCACCCAGUGCAAUCUAGUGUAAGAACACUGCUUUCUACAGACAUCCAGUUUUCAUAGCAUUUACUUGGCACUUCACUCUUUUUCUCACUGAAUAAGUCGACCAAUUCAAGGAAACAUGGUUCUAAGUGACUUUGUGACUAGUCAACAUGUUUUUUGUGUCUUUUUCUUUCUGAUGUCCUGGUCAGAAAAAUAAUAUAUUGCUAUGUUUAAAGUUGUAGUAAAAAGAGUUUAAAUAUUUUAUUCUUAAACUGAGAGAGAAAAAAUAAGAAAUACGAUAAGACAGUUUCCUACAGUAGUCUAUUUACAAUAAUGCUACAUGACAACAAUCAUGACAGAUAUACUUACUGUAGGUUUAUAACAGAGGUAUUUUUUUCACCUUUUUACAGUAUCAGUAAAUGAUGUUACACUUUAUAAGUGUCAGAUUUUAGUGUGUUUAUAAUAAAUCCAGUGUUUUAUAAGUAGACAAUGCUUAUCUUGUUUUGUUACAGAAGACAAGAGGAUAUAACUGUAUGAGGUGUAUG